Messenger RNA from Oreochromis niloticus (Nile tilapia), 3047 nucleotides. Its product is annotated as zinc finger protein 345. The transcript has 6 exons. Gene Ontology annotation, cellular component: nucleus. The coding region runs from base 149 to 2446 and encodes 765 amino acids. Gene Ontology annotation, biological process: regulation of transcription by RNA polymerase II. Gene Ontology annotation, molecular function: RNA polymerase II cis-regulatory region sequence-specific DNA binding; DNA-binding transcription factor activity, RNA polymerase II-specific. Lineage: Eukaryota; Metazoa; Chordata; Actinopteri; Cichliformes; Cichlidae. The record is from RefSeq and is a predicted model, not a curated record.
UCUGACCCGGAAGUAACCAUCGCGUCAGACCGCCAUGUUGGCUGCAAAGAGAGCGGGGAAUCAUCCCGCGGAGAGUGUAUUCGUCUGACCUCUGACCCGGACCGGCUGACCCGAACCCUCCUCGGUCGGUUCCUCCGAGCCUCCGAUAAUGUGUGCGCGCGGACCGGCACGGGACAAAGACAACAUGGCAGCCCUGAGCACGUUCUCUUCGCAGGUGGAGCUGAUCAUGGAGGUAGCCGUGGGGAGCGCCGUGCACGAGUUAGAAAGGGAGGGCGCGCGAGCGGAGCACGGCCAGGCUCACCUGUCCACCGUGCUGGGGGGCGUGGCCAGAGAAGCGGCCCGUAAAAUCUGCAGAGUCUUCAGGGAGCUGUAUGCGAGCGUAGAGGCGGAAAAUGAAGCUCUCAGGGCAGAACUGAGUUGCCUCGAAAAAAUACCCGGCGCUUCGAGGACAGCCAAACCGCCAGUGAAGUUCAGCCCGGCAGAUGCACCCACCCUGUCUCUGGAUGACCAAUCAGCUGCUGCCACCACUGCUGUGGCUGUGGUCAUCCUCAGCCCGCCGGUGCACGCACCAGUCACGGGCCAAAGCAGUCUGACUGCACUGCAGAAUGGUGCUGUGGGCGUUUUAGACAUGACGCACUUCUCUGCAGAUCCUCUGGUGUCACAUGAUGUGAUCCAGCCCGCAGAUGUGACAUCACUUCCUGACUGUGAGGAUCAGCCGGCCGCUGAGCUUCCAGGUGAUGAACCCCAUGAAGAGCAGUGUGACGCUGCAGCAGAGACGAAGUCUGAACCUGUAGGACAGAAACAUGAUGAUCAGCAGGUGCCCGGGGGUCCGACAAGUGAGAGCUCUCCCUCCCAUCUACUUUUAAAUACUGUACGAACCACAGGUGUGAGCGAGGAGCAGCAGAAGGAGCAGGAGAGGAGGCGGAGGAGGGAGCUGUACAAGGAGAAGAGGUUCUUCUGUGAGCUGUGUGACAAAGGCUUCCAUCAGAAGCACCAGCUGCUGAAGCACGCCGCGUGCCACCUGAAACCGUUCCCCUGCAGCUCCUGCGACAAAGGUUUCUACAAAGCGCAAACACUGCAGCGCCACCUACUUGCCCACCGUCUCCGCGAGGCGCAGGAGAGCGACCCAGACAAGCUACUGCGCUGUGACCAAUGCGACAGGAAGUUCAGGCUGCCACGUCAGCUUCGAGCGCACCAGGCCUGUCACCGGCUUGAGAAAACGCCGCUCAAGUGCUACGCAUGCGACCGCACCUUUACCUCCAGUGGGGCACUGCGAUACCACGAGGUGUCGCACGCCAAAGUCAAGCCCUUCAUGUGUGACGUCUGCGGAAAGAGCUUCACGCGCAAGAAGAGCCUGCGAGAGCACCAGACCGUGCACACCGGGGCACGGCCGUACUCCUGCCAGACCUGCGCCAAGAGCUUCUCCACCGCCAGCAACCUGCGUGUGCACAAGAGGUCGCACUCCGAGGAACGCCCGUACAAGUGCGACGAGUGCGACAAGGCAUUCAAGUGCCGGAUGGGGCUGCUGCAGCACCGCGUGGUCCACUCAGGAGAGAAACCCUUUACCUGUCCCACCUGUGGCCUGAGCUUCGGCCUCAAAUACAACUUCCAGAGACACCUGAGGCUACACAGCGGGGAGAAGCCUUUCAGGUGUGAUCAGUGUGGCGAGGGCUUCACGGGGACCUGGGCUCUGAAGACUCACAUGCUGGUUCACGGCGUGGCAAAGCCGUUCAUGUGCGACCUGUGCGGAAAGACGUUCUUCUACAACUGCCAGCUUCAGAAGCACCAGCAGCUGGUUCACGGCAGCGGUGGCGAUCGGGGAAAGUCCUGCGGGGAGGCGGGCAGGCGGCGGUCCUCCGGAGUCAAACCGUUCAGCUGUAAAGUCUGUCCAAAGAGCUUCAGCAGCAGCAGCUCGCUGCGCACGCACGAGAAGAGCCACGCCCAAAACAAAGAGUUCACCUGCGACACGUGUGGGAAAGCCUUCCACCUGCGUCACCUGUACCUGUACCACCUGAGGCAGCACAGCGGCGACCGGCCGCACGUCUGCGCUGUCUGUCACAAAGGCUUCCUGCUGACAUCGCAGCUGAAGCAGCACGAGCUGCUGCACACAGGCGUCAAACCUCACCGCUGCGAGCACUGUGGCAAAGAGUUCAGGACGCCACAGAACUACCACCGCCACCUGCUGGUGCACACCGGCGAGAAGCCGUACGAGUGCGCCGUGUGUGGCCGGAAGUUUCGCCAGUCCAACCAGCUGAAGUCUCACAUGCAGAUCCACACCGGCGUCAAGCUGUACUCGUGCAAGCGCUGUGGGCGGGGCUUCUCCGACUCACGCCAGCUCAAGAAACACCGCUGUGCAGACGGCGAGCAUGACUCGCGCGAUUCUGCUAGCAAGAACAGGAAGCAGGCGGACACGUUCCCAUGGACGCACGAGUUCACGGCACAGUGACACGGAAACAGGCCAGCGGGAAAACCUGGUAAUUCCCGCUGACACCACCCUCCGCGACUGCGUCCGGCACAUCAACAUCAAAUUGUGUUUAUGGAGUGUGUCCAUCCGCCUCCCGAAGCUGGCACUGAUUGGCUGGUUUGUUCCUUUGGAGUUCCUUUGGAAACUUUGGAGUUUCUAAAUACAGGCCGUUUACCAUUUACCAUUUCUGGUUUUUAUCCCCUGUUAAAGUCAGCGACACAGAAAAUGUUUGGUUUCUGCUGCAAAACCACCUCGCGCACUCACCUGAUGCCCUCACCUGACGCCCCCGCAUGUCUCGGGUUGAAAUCUAAAACAAAGUUCAAGAGCAGCUGGGCCCUGACAGCAUCUCCAGCCUCAGGACUUAAAAUGACAGCUCUUUUAAAUGGACUUUGGCUCUCACCUGGCGUCUCACCUGGUCGUGGUGAUUUAAGUUCAGCUGCCAAAAUCAAACAGACCUUGAGCUCAGUCAUUGACAGAAGAAGAAUCAGAUGAAAGCAGCUCUAAUAAACGUUUAGUUUCUGUUUCAUCUGUGAAAAAAUGACUUUGCUGUGUUUCAGUGUGUUGAAUAAAACUCCACCUUUGA